Eutrema salsugineum is the source of this 1495-nucleotide messenger RNA. Its product is annotated as putative fatty acyl-CoA reductase 7. The record is from RefSeq and is a predicted model, not a curated record. Gene Ontology annotation, cellular component: intracellular membrane-bounded organelle. The transcript has 10 exons. Lineage: Eukaryota; Viridiplantae; Streptophyta; Magnoliopsida; Brassicales; Brassicaceae. Gene Ontology annotation, molecular function: alcohol-forming very long-chain fatty acyl-CoA reductase (NADP+) activity. The coding region runs from base 1 to 1473 and encodes 490 amino acids. Gene Ontology annotation, biological process: long-chain fatty-acyl-CoA metabolic process; suberin biosynthetic process.
AUGGAGCCAAAAUGUCUUCAGUUUCUUGAGAACAAGACAAUGCUCAUCACUGGCGUGUCCGGGUUCCUUGCUAAAGUUUUCUUGGAGCGAGUUCUGAGGUUGCAACCAAACGUGAAGAGGCUUUACCUCCUUGUACGAGCAAUCGACAAGAAAUCCGCUGAAGAACGCUUACGCAGUGAGGUUUUUGAGAAAGAUUUGUUUAGGGUGUUAAGAAAAAAUGUUGGUGAUGAAACCCUAAACGCCUUAAUCUCAGAAAAAGUUGUUCCUGUUCCGGGCGACGUGUCGCUGAACAAUAUGGGAGUGAGUGACUCUAAUCUCUUACAAGUUAUGAUGCAAGAGGUCAACAUUGUUUUGCAUUCUGCUGCCAGCACGAGGUUCGACGAGAGAUACGAUGUUGCACUUCGGAUCAACACAUUUGGAGCACUCAAUGUUCUUAAGUUUGCUGAGAAGUGUGUUAAACCAGAACUGCUUCUCCAUGUCUCAACUGCUUAUGUGUGUGGGGAAAGAUCGGGACUCAUACUUGAGAAUUCUUUUGCUAUGGGAGAAACUCUUAACGGAAAAGCCAAGGUAGACAUCAAUGCAGAAAUGCAAUUGGUAGAACAGAAAUUGAAACAACUCAGAGAACAACGUUGCUCAGAACAAGAAACUAAUGAAGCCAUGAAAGAUCUCGGAUUAGAAAGGGCAAAGCUUUAUGGAUGGCCAAACCCUUAUGUCUUUUCCAAAGCAAUGGGAGAAAUGCUUAUUGGAGAAUAUAGAAAAAGUAUGCCUAUUGUAAUCAUACGUCCCGCAAUAAUCAUAAGCACUAUCUCAGACCCAUUUCCUGGUUGGAUUGAAGGUUUAAAGACCAUAGAUGGUUUGAUUCUAUCAUACGGAAAAGGAAGGAUAAAGUGUUUUUUCACUGAUCAUAAGGCAGUAUUUGAUAUGACACCGGUAGAUAUGGUGGUAAACGCAAUGAUUGCGAUCGCAGCUGAACAUAUCCGCGAUUCAGGAAGUCGUACCGUUUACCAUGUCGGUUCAUCUAAGCGGAACCCGGUGAUGUAUAAACAGAUGUACGAAAUUUUUACUCGUUAUUUCAAGAAAAACCCUCUGCUCGAUCGCAAUGGUGUGCCUAUAGUCCCAAACGUUACAGUAUUAUCCACUAUGGCUAGGUUUCGUCUCUACAUGAGCCUUCGGUUCAAAUCACCUUUACAGCUACUGCGAUUGCUUAGUAUGAUUCUCCCAUCGCAUUUCGGAGAUAAAUAUGAACAUCAGAACCGUCAAUUCAACAUGGCCGUGAGACUGGUGAAACUUUACGAGCCUUAUUUACUCUUCAAGGGCAUAUUCGAUGAUAGAAACCUGGAAAUAUUACGAAACAAGAAUGAAACCAAAGAGAUGGACAAAAUGUUCGGCUACAACCCAAAAUGCAUUGCUUGGGAAGAUUAUUUCAUGAAUACACAUAUCCCGGGCCUCAUUAAACACGUACUCAAGAAGUAAUCUUCAAAUGCAAGUAUUAUAC